Molecule: messenger RNA, 1637 nt
Organism: Galleria mellonella (greater wax moth)
Lineage: Eukaryota; Metazoa; Arthropoda; Insecta; Lepidoptera; Pyralidae
Gene: tsr
Product: cofilin/actin-depolymerizing factor homolog
Exons: 4
Coding region: 312-758 (148 amino acids)
Biological process (GO): actin filament fragmentation; actin filament severing; cell motility
Cellular component (GO): cytoplasm; actin cortical patch; actin cytoskeleton
Molecular function (GO): actin filament binding
Source: RefSeq, a predicted model, not a curated record
GUUUGCGAAGUUCUGUCAUUUUAAUAAUAAUUAAUUAUCAUUAGUUACUACUAACAUUACAUAUAGUAAUUUAUUUUUCAAUUUAACAUUUAAUAUUAUAGCAGUGUUAAUAAAUUACGAUUAAUACAAGUUUAAUAUGACAUUAUUAUUUAAUAAGAAGCUGUAUUGAUUCACCAUACAUUUUGACACUUGCUCUCAUAGGCCGCUGUCAAAUACGCGUAGCCAACAUUCCAAACAGUUUCGUUCCGGUCGCCACUGUCGUGUGUCGGUGAAGUUAGUGGUGGAAUUUUUACGUGUAAUAACAUCAAAAAAUGGCGUCUGGUGUGACAGUAUCGGACGCGUGCAAAACAACUUACGAGGAGAUAAAGAAAGAUAAGAAGCACCGCUACGUGGUGUUCUACAUCAGGGACGAGAAGCAGAUAGACGUGGAGACGGUCGGCGAGCGCAACGCCGAAUACGACCAAUUCCUCGAGGACCUGCAGAAGGGCGGCACCGGCGAAUGCAGAUAUGGCCUGUUUGAUUUCGAAUACACGCAUCAAUGCCAAGGCACAUCGGAGGCAAGCAAGAAACAGAAGCUAUUCCUAAUGUCGUGGUGCCCAGAUACCGCUAAGGUCAAGAAGAAGAUGUUGUACUCCAGCUCUUUCGAUGCGCUGAAGAAGUCUCUGGUCGGCGUACAGAAGUAUAUCCAGGCGACCGACCUCUCAGAAGCGUCCCAAGAGGCCGUUGAGGAGAAGCUCCGCGCUACCGACCGCCAGUAAAGCAUUUGACCUACCGACGAACGGUGCACAUCACUAGCGGGCAUCGAUAUCGACGCGCGGGCUUAUCGAUUGCUGAGCUUUUAACUUUGUCGAUUCGAAUCUGUUGCUUUCGGAUGAUGGUUACUUGAAAUAUUUCAUUAUAAUAAUCGCUACAUUAAAACUUUAUCCUUUUAUAUUUUAUUCAAUAGAGAGCGCUGUUUUGCUGUCAUUGGACGUACAAAUAUUACCAACUACCUAUUACGUUUCAAUCUUGUUCAUGGUUCGUUAGUUCUUUAUAUACGCAUAAUUAAUUAAGACCCGAUGUAACGAUUAAAUCGUUAUAACAAUCGACAUAUAAGAUUGUAUAUUAAUUGUCAUCACUUAUCGAAUCGUCAGUAUCGAUGCAACAAUCGAUACCGUUACGUCACAAGGCAGUAUUGCGAACGGUAGUGGUGUGCACCGAGCAACUAAAUCGCAUGGGUUCAUUUUAUAUCAUUUCAACCCUGAGCUUCGCAGUCGAUUACACCCAAAAUGGCGGGCGUUAUACAGUGAACAUAGCUGUAGUCACGCCCUACAGCCACUAUAGCAAUUAAGGAGUAAUUUAAAUUAUACUAAUUAUAUAUAUAUAUUUUUUUUCCUAUAAAUAACUAAAGAGUUAAGGUAAGCUCAAACUAAAUUAUACAGCGGCGCUCGAUAUCUUUAAUUUGAAAUACAGGUUUGCGGACGUCGGCUUUUUGUACUAUUUAGAAUGUAAUAUAACGGAUGUACUGUUUUAUACGAUCGCCUAAGUUUCGUUUGAAAUUCAACUGCUAAUAUUAGCUUUCGGCUCGGUACCGCGGCGGGCGUUGGAUAGGUAUUUUGUAACCAAUUUAUUCAGAAUACACUCGAUAUAAGUGAGAA